AGAAAGUAAACAAAGAGAGUAACUCAUUGCAGAUAUGACGUUUUGAAAAAACGCUCAAGAUAUCAACUAUUGGGUAUAAAAAGUAUACUUUUUUAACCGUGUACAUCGUCAAAAUGACAAAACGACAUCGACAGUAAUUCAGUUAAAGCAGUUCAAUUUCAUGAAGCUUGUGAGCGGACUUUCCCUCCCAAUUAUGACGGAAAAUGAAGUUAUCGAAAGAACCAGCGGUACGCUACGUGAGGCAAUGAUUUUUCCAAAUAGCAUUGGUACUAACAGCGAUAGCUCAAUAUCGUCCGAUUCACAGUGGAGGUUUAGGAAUCAGAUAGACAUGUCUUCAAAGCAAUGGAUACAAACCAACAGUAAGGUAUGUCGACAAGAAUCCCUCCAGAAUCAUCUUCCAGAGCGACCUGUAUUAACCGACACUAAUGAGCGACCUUACAAAUGCGACAUAUGUAGCAAAUCAUUUAAUGUAAGGAGUGUUUUGAACAGGCACAGAAAGAUUCACAGUAAAGAACGGCCGCAUACAUGCGAGAUAUGUGGCAAAGGAUUCCUUAAAAAGUAUCUGCUUGAGCGACAUGUGUCAGCUCACAUUGGCAAGCGGCCGUACAAAUGUGGUAUAUGUGAUAAAUCAUUCACCUGUCAGGGUAUCUUAACUUCUCACAUGCAUAUUCACAGUAACGAACGACCGCAUAAGUGCGAGAUGUGUGGCAAAGGAUUCCUUCAAAAGUAUGUGCUUGAACGACAUGUGCUAACUCAUUCUGCCGAGCGACCGUACAAAUGUGAUACAUGUGGCAAAUCAUUUGCCCGUCAGGAUAUCUUAAUUUCACACGCUCGAGCUCACAGUAAUGUACGGCCGCAUAAAUGCGAAAUAUGUGGCAAGGAAUUCCUUUAUAAAUAUCAGCUUGAACGACAUGUGUUAACUCAUACUGGCGAGCGGCCGUACAAAUGUGAUAUAUGUGACAAAUCAUUUACCCGUCAAAGUGUUUUAACUUUGCACAAAAAUAUUCACAAUAAUGAACGGCCUCAUAAAUGCGAGUUAUGUGGUAAUGAAUUCAUUCAGAAGCAUCACCUGAAGCAACAUAUGUUAACUCACACUGGCGAGCGACCGUGCAAAUGUGAUAUAUGUGGUAAAUCUUAUUAUAAUGAGAGUCACUUGAUCAGACACAGACUUAUUCAUAGUGAUGAACGGAUGCAUAAGUGCGAGAUAUGCGGCAAAAAUUUUCUUCAGAAAGAACAUCUGCAGCGACACUUCUUUAACCAUACUGGUGAGCGACCGUACAAAUGCACUGUAUGUGGCAAAUCGUUUAAGGGGACGAGUGAAUUAAACAAUCACAAAUCUAUUCACAGUAACCUAACGCCGCAUAAGUGCGAGAUAUGCGACAAAAAAUUCCUUCUGCGGCAAACUAUGAAGCGGCAUUUGUUAAUCCACACUGGCGAGCGGCGGCAUAAAUGUUAUAUAUGUAAGAAAUCGUUCACCUGUCAGAGUACGUUAACUUCGCACAGACUCAUUCACAGUAAUGAACGACCGCAUAAGUGCGAGAUAUGUGGUCAUGCAUUCGUUAAAAAGCAUUACCUGAAGCAACACGUGUUAAUUCACACUGGCGAGCGACCUUGCAAAUGUGAUAUAUGUGGUAAAUCAUUCAGAGGGACGAGUUCUUUAAACAGACACAGAAAAAUUCACAUCAAGGAAAGUCCGCACGAGUGAGAGAUAUGUGGCAAAGAAUUCGUUCUGCAACAAUGCCUACAAAGACACUUCUUAAUCCUCACUGGUGAGUGGUAGCACAAUAUGUGAAGUAUGUGGCAAACAAUAUACAUACGAAAAAAGAUUAUAUGUAUAAUGAUGCAUUGAAUACAAUUAUAAAACAAUUGAUUUAAA
This is a messenger RNA of Topomyia yanbarensis, 1876 nucleotides long. RefSeq names its product zinc finger protein OZF-like. The record is from RefSeq and is a predicted model, not a curated record. Gene Ontology annotation, cellular component: nucleus. Lineage: Eukaryota; Metazoa; Arthropoda; Insecta; Diptera; Culicidae. Bases 161 to 1705 code for a protein of 514 amino acids. The transcript is spliced from 3 exons.